Messenger RNA from Metarhizium robertsii ARSEF 23, 279 nucleotides. Its product is annotated as Homogentisate 1,2-dioxygenase. The transcript is spliced from 2 exons. Gene Ontology annotation, cellular component: cytoplasm. Gene Ontology annotation, biological process: L-phenylalanine catabolic process. The record is from RefSeq and is a predicted model, not a curated record. The coding region runs from base 1 to 279 and encodes 92 amino acids. Lineage: Eukaryota; Fungi; Ascomycota; Sordariomycetes; Hypocreales; Clavicipitaceae. Gene Ontology annotation, molecular function: homogentisate 1,2-dioxygenase activity.
AUGCCAGUGACCAAUUUCUCUAUCCCGGAGAAGUAUCGGUACCUCAACGGCUCCCAAUCUUACCAUCAAACUGAGGCAGUUCCUGGGGCCUUGCCUGUGGCGGCUAAUUCACCCCAAAAACCGCCCUAUGGCCUGUACACUAAGAAGCUCUCUGGAACUGCCUUUAUUCCCGCUCGGAGCGAAAACUUGCAGAGUUGGUUGUAUCGAAUCCUACCAUCUGCGACACAUCUUCCAUUUGAGAGGUCCGAUAUCUCUCAGGAGCCAGCCAACAUUCAUUAA